GAUCUAUACACACUAGAGCUAGCCAGUAACUAUGAACCUGUAGGUUACACUUGUGCUACCUGUGUCUGGUUACUACAUGCAACCCGGCCCUCGGGCCUCGCUUAUCAACUAAGUCAUCGCUCAGGAAGCUUGUAGAACAUUACUUUUGCCUGCUUGCCAACAGCGUUGAAGCGUGCAGCGUUGGCGCACACGGUGGCCGCCGCGUUAAACGCGGCUGCCGGGCGGAGGAGGAUUGCGCAAAGAUGAUGCAUACGGUAGCCGAGUCCUAUUUGAUAAAGAAGUAUGAGCAGUUUCGCCAGAAGAAAGAGGAAGCGGCGGCCGCGCGACGGCAGGCCGCAGCCCAACAGCGUCAGAGCCUAGCCUCGAAGUUGCCCCCCUCCCUGGCACAAGCCCUCGGAGCCGGCGCCGCCAGCCUCUCACUACCCCCGCGAGGCAGCCUGGCGUACUCGGCGCCAAGCCAAUCGCGCACUGCCGGCGGCGACACCCCCGCCUCGGCUGAAGCUGCCGCAUCUGCGACUGCUGCUUCUGGGGAUGCUGCGCCUUCGGGAGAGACUGCCAAGGAUCGGGCCCUUCGGGCUCUUCGGAUGCAGCGGCAGCGCGCCGAGUCAGGCGACGCAGCCGCAGCCGAGGCCCCUGCCGGGCCGCCCCCCAGCACCGCCCCAAGCGGCCGCAAGCUGCCUAGUGCCGCGCGGCGCAACAUGGCGGCUGGCGGAGGCGGCUUCGGAGCACCGCCCACACCGUUGCAUGCGCCCAUGCAAGAGCCCCAAGAGCCGGCGGCGGCGGGGUACGUGCCACUGACACGUCCGCGUGGCAGCGGCGGCGGCGGCGGUGGUGGAUCUGGAGCUGAAGCCGGCGCUGGCAGCGGCGGAGCAGGAGCUUCAGCCGGCGCUGAGGCGGCUGGUGGCGGCAAGGCGCCCGGCCCUCGGCCGGCGGGCUUCAAACCGCCCGUCCCGGCAGGUUUCAAGGCGCCUGUGCCGGCGGGUUUCAAGGCGCCUGUGCCGGCAGGAUUCAAGGCACCGCUUCCAGCUGGGUUCAAGCCGCCGGGUCCGGCGGGGUUCAAGCCCCCGGUGCCCGCCGGAUUCAAGCCGCCUGUGCCGGGAGGUGCGGGCGGCGGUGGCGGCAGCGACCGCGGAGGAGCUGGGGCGGCGUUGGUGGGCAACAAGCGCUCGACUCCGGAGCCGCCGUCAGGGUCUUCAGCUGGCGGGGCGGCGGCGGAGCCAACGACGUCGUCAUACACGCUGCCGUCGUCAAGUAUGUCGUGCCCCGGCGGACCAUGCGGCGAUGCUGCCUUCAUCACACGGCAUAGUCGCUGCCGCGGUGAAAGCGGCGACGACGGCGAUGCCGGAGGUUGGGGCGUCGGCAGCAAUCGCAUGUCAAUACGAGUUCGGUUUAGUGAAGUGUCUUGCGCCAGCGGCGGCGACGGUAGUGACGAUAGCGACUGCGAUGACGCUGACCGCACUCACACCGGCGGCGGCAGUGGCGGCGUUGGCGACGCAUGUGGUACCAUCCCCCAAUACGACGGCGCUGACGAUGACCUGUACGACAUGGGCGACGGCGGCGGCAGCGGCGACGCUGCCGCAGCCAACGUCGUCAUGGCUGGCGGUGGAAGUGCAGCCGCCGUUGACGUCAACAUGACUAACGGCGGCAGCGCAGACGUUCCGGUUCCCAUUAUGCUACCAGGAGCGCCGGUCCAGGACGCAUUAGCGCAGUUUCCAGACCUGCAGCAGCUAGUUGGCAGUGGGAUUGGGAUUGCCGUCGGCGGCGCCGAGGGUGCGGCGACGGCAUGCUUGCCUGGGGAGCAUGUCGUACCUCCGGAGGCCGUGUCGGCGGCGGAGGCGCAUUCGGCGCUGGCGGAGGCGACGGCGGCGCUCGUACAAGCAACAGCGGCGUUGGCGGAGGCGACUGCCGUCCUAGCGGAGGUGACAUCAACGAACCCUGUGCCGAUGCCGUUGCCAUGCAUACCCGAUACCGCCGAUCCUUUCAUGGGGACGGUGGCUGUAGACGGGGCGGCAGUUUGGGGCGUUAUGCCGUACGCGCCGCUACCGAUGGCCGUGGAGACGCCCGUGUUCGACCCCGCCGCCGCCGCAGCGGCAACCAGCGGCAGCGGCACAACCGCUGAGGGCGUUGUGGUGCCGCCUGGCGACUUUAACAACUUGCUUCCGCCGUUUGACAUGCUGCAGCCGUUACAGCCUCUGCAGCUCAUGCAGCCCAUGGCAGCGCCCGCAGAGGCCGCUGCGUCUGCAACGGCCGCCGCCGCUGCCGUUGCACCCGGUUUCGGGGCCGGCGCCCCUUUCCUGGUGGGCCCAAUGGGUGCACCUGCCUUUCCCAUCCCCGAAGAUGCAGGGGCCGCCGCCGGCCUAGCCCUCCCAGCCGUCCCUGCUGAGCUAGCAGCGGGGGUCGGUGAUACCGUGGCAGUGACGGCGGGCUCCGUCGAGGCGAACAGUGCGGCAGCCAGCGGCGCCGUCAGCCCUGUGGCGGCGGACCCUGCUGCCGUCGCCGCCGCUGCUGCUACUGCCAUGGAGGGAACCUGCUCUACAGAUGGCCUGGUGGCGCCGUUUGACUCGCUUGGGGUGCACUUCGACGCAAUCCUGGGCCCGUACGAUGCGCUCAUGAUGGCCGAACGGCCGGGCGAAUGGCUACCCGAGCAGGCACAUGGGCACGGAGUGGAGCAGCAGGAGGGGAAGGGGGCGGUGCAGACGCAUGGCGAGGAGGCCACGGUCGUUUAUGGGGAGCAUGCGCAGCUCCAGGAGUUGCAGGCAGGUACGUUUGGAGAGAGUCAGCGACAGCAGUAUCGACAGCUACAGCAGCGGCCAGAGCUAGGAGAAGUGCUACAGCAGCAGCAGCAGGAUCCCCAGCGGCAACAGUGGCAUCAGGUAAUGCAGGACGUUCCUCAGGAAGGACAGCAGCAGCAGCAGCAGCAGUGGACGUGGCAGGAGCACCCAUCGACUGAGCUUCGGGCACCGCAACAGCAGCAGGAGCAGCAGCGAACGGUAGUAUACAGGGUCGCGCGCGAUCAGGCUUACCAGCAAGAGCAGGAACAGCAGGAGCGGAAAGAGCGACGGGCUGUAGUGAGAGUAACUGGCAUAGGACGGGGCAAGCAGCUGCUAUCCAUGGCUCCAAGGAAGGCUGCGUCCGGGGCUGGGGCGUCCUCUCAGCACCCCAGCAGCGGCAGCAGAAGUGACAAUGACCUGGCCUCCGCACCCACACCCGGGGGUGAGGUCGCCAUGGAGGAGGCGGAGGCAGAGCCGCAGGCUAAGGAGCAGCCGCCGCCGCCACCGCCGCGGGCGCAGCAGCAGCAGCAGGUGACGCGGCCGAUCUUGCGUGUGCGCCUACCCUGGCCGCUGUCAGCCCGCAACCAGCAGCAAAAACAGCAACAGCAGCAGCAGCAGCAGCAAAAUCAGCCACACCAGCCACAGCAGCAGUCCAGUAAGCAGCAGCAGCAGCGACAUGGUCCGUAUCCGCAUUCUCUUAGCAACCAGCAGAAACCAACAGGCAAUGGCAGCAGCGGCAGCGGCCCCUCCUCGCACCCCAUGCGCGCCACACACGGAGGCCCCACGCCCACCCCAACCCCAACCAAGCCCACCACCGCAGCACCCCCAACCGCCGCCGCUCCCUCCUCGCCCUCCCGCUCCUCCCUCGACGGGGAGGACCCGGGCUCGGCUUCCUCAGAUGGCGGCACAGCCUCCUCCGAGUCCGAACUAGACCAGGCGGACUAUCGGCCGCGCUCGCGUUCCCGCUCCAAGUCACCUGGCGGGCUCCGUGGGGGUGCCCUCCGCAGCGGCGAGCAGCGCCACCGUAACCAUGGGCAUCACCCCCAGCACCCGCAGCAACGGUCGCGGAGGCCAGGUGAAUUCUAUCGCUCACGGUCCCGCUCACGGUCGCGGUCGCGGUCUCGCUCGCCGCCCUACCACUUGAAACGUCGCAACUCGCGCUCUCGGGCGUCAUCGCGUUCGCCCGGGCGGCGGGCUGCCGGCAGCGGCGGCCUCGGAGGCGGUCGUACGGCAGGGAGGUCAGCAUCACGGUCGAGGUCGCGGUCACCGGCGCGGGGCGGUUCGCUGCUGAGCCGGCGGGGCCGAGGCCGCGAACGUGAGCGUGAGUACGAUCGCGGUCGCUCGCGGUCGCCCCCGCUGCCGUCAUUGGGGGCAGGGGUGCAUGCGCACUACCGAGGUGGCAGCGGAGGUGGUGGCGGUAGUGCUGGCGGAGGUGCUGGCGGGGGUGGAGCAGUGGAAGGGGAGAAGGCCGGCGGCAUGCGGCGGCGGCGGCGGCGCUGUCGUGGCGGGCGGAGGCGGGCGGCUGGGGGCCAGGCCGGGGCGGCGGCGGCAGUGAUGCCGCCUCUGCCGGGGCCCGGGAUGAUGGAUGGCUGCUGGCCGGUGCAACACGCGAAUGGAAACAUGGAGGGGAGGCCUGGACUCCGCCCCAUGCCGGGACACCCGCCGCACCUUCCACCUCACGGCCCCAUGCACGGUGGCCCCAUGCACAUGGGCCCAGACCGAGAGCGACCCGCGGGUCACCGCAACUCCGCUGACCUCUCAGCCAGGCCCGCCCACCAGGGCCCCGGCCCCGCCAACGGCGCCGAUCGGGAGCGCGAGUCGCGGCCGCCACCGCCACCGCCGCCUCCUCACCUGCCUCCUCCUCCCGGCAGCGGUAGCGGUGUUGGCGGCAGCGGUGGCGCUGGUCUGACGCAGCCAGUUGGCCGCGACCACGGCCGAGAGAAGAAACACACCAGCAAUACUAGCAACGGUAACACUAACCUCAACAACAGCAGCAGCAACAAUGCCAAUAUCAGCAGCAACAGUGCAGCAGCAGCAGCAGCAGCAAACGUGAACAGCAACAAAAAUAACAUGAACAACAGCCACCACAACAACAACAGCGUCCGCGAGGGCGGCAGUGGGGCUGCUGGCAGGGAGGCCAGUCGAGAGGCUGGCGCUGGGCCCCGCAGCGGCCCCGGCGCGGAGCCCGCUCGGGACCGGGAACGGGAGCGCGACAGGAGCCGGGAUAGGAGCCGGGACAGGGAGCGAGACCGCGGCGAGCCGCACCCCCAGCAGCGCGAGUGGUCAGCAGCAGGAGACGCGGCAGGUGCCGGCGGCAGCGGCAGUGGUCGGGGAGGGGCUCGGGAGCGCCAACAGGGUGGUAGCGGCGGAGGCGGAGGCGGGGAUGGUGCCGGCGGCGGUGGCGGCGGCAGGUCGCAUGAGCUGGCCUGCACGCUGUUUGUGGGCGACCUGCCUCCGGGGAUUAGCGUGCCCGAGCUCAUGGCGGUGUUCCAGACCUACUCGCAGGAGGUGGUCAACGCCCGGCUAGUCAGCGGUCAACUUUACGGCUUCGUGCGGUUCGCUCGUCCCGAGGCCGCCACCACGGUGCUGGAGCUGUCCCGCUCCAUGGGCGUGGAGGCGGGCGGACACCGCCUCACGGUGGCGCGGGCGCAGGGAGCGCUGCCCGACUGGAAGAAGACGGGCCCUUCCCAGCAGCGGCGCGAGUAUGGCCGGUCGGAUGGCUACGGUAUGUCUUACGAGCUGCCGCCUAUCGCCAUUGCGCCGGCGCCGAUGCGCAUGCCGCGGAUGCCGCCACCAAUGUUUGGCAUGUAUGGCAUGGGAGGGCCUAUGCCAUCUGGGCAGCGUGUCACGCGCCAUGUCCUGGAAUACGAUGAUCUCUAGCGGAGACAAAUUUGGGAUCUAGGUUCGCAGGAGUCGCAGCCUAAGAGCUAACGGUCAGAGAGGAGGUUCCGGAGCAAGUCAGGAGCAGUUUGAUAGUGUUUGCUCAAUGAUUAUACUAGGUGCUAAGCGUUAGCUGUGAUAUACGCAGGCCAGCGUGCAGUAGUUUAGUCGUUGAUUGCGAUGAAUUCAGGUUUCGGUGCUGGAAUGAACUGGCGACAGGCUAGUUAGUAUUUCCUUGCUAGUUGUCGACGUGUCACCUUGUAGGCUUUAGGAUUUAAUUGAUGCCAAGCAGGCUUCAGCUUGUCCCUUACAGGCUCCAAUCAUGGCAUUUUCGUUACAACGGGCAGCGCUGUAAUGUUGUGCUUAUCUACUUCUUCCCAUUGGGAAUUUUGUAAAACGUGUGCGCAUAUUGAUUCAACCGGUAGGGCUUACCGUUAAGCGGCAUCGUUACUGAAGCACCAAGUACAGUCAUUGAUCAACGCAUCACUGCGAGAGGUUAUUUCCUUCGAUGAAUCAAGAGAGCACAUCACCGCCCCCGGCCACGGGCUCUGCGACCAGCGUGCUGGACAACCAUGCUAGAUCGCAGUGCCUUGUAUCGGGCCCAGCUGUGGGACUCGUGAACUUAGGGAACACCUGUUUCUUUAACUCAGCCUUACAGCUGCUGCUAGCCAGCCCACACCUCAACUGGGCUGCUGCAGCAUCCCGCAUGCCGUCUGCUGCAGGCAGCGGCGCAGCAGGCGAUUCUCGAGCUGGCUUGCCAGCAGUAGCGCCAGCGGCGCUGGGGCGCGGCCCGCUUG
Molecule: messenger RNA, 6448 nt
Organism: Astrephomene gubernaculifera
Lineage: Eukaryota; Viridiplantae; Chlorophyta; Chlorophyceae; Chlamydomonadales; Astrephomenaceae
Source: the annotation of a GenBank genome assembly